AUGAUGAUAGUUUCCGACAGUUUUAAAGAACUUUUAAAAGAGAUUACCCAAGUUUAUAACGGCGUUUAUCAUGAUUAUGCCGAGUAUACUCUAAAAUUUAUAGAAAAUGACGAAGGCCAAUAUGCCAAAAUUGCUGUGGGGUAUAUGGAGGAACUCGGUAAAGUAGAUUUAAUUUACCUUGACUCAAAACAGGAAGAGUUCAAGAAACAAUUGAAAGAUUUUCAGGAAACCAAUAAAGAUUACUUGGAACUCCAAAUUCGUGCAAGUAAAGAAAUAAACAAAAUCAAUGAUAUAAUUUUCCCCGACACUCGAUAUGACCACCUUGGCACUCCAUAUAACUUUCUCACGCUUCUAACUGAAAUAAGACGAUUGAAAGUCCAAGACUUGACUAUUCAAAUUCCUUCGAAAAAUGAAGAAUUGGAUGGAUUAAUUAAUUCUGCCAAACAAAAACUUUCCAGAGCAGAAAUAUAUACCUUGGAAAAAUUGAUUAAAAAGAAUUAUAAGAUUUGUCAUAAUAAUGAUAAUUCAGACUUAAAGAAGCUAGAUGAACUGAAAGAGAUUUUAAGCGAAAAAUUAACAGAAGAGGAGUUGAAAACACUUUUAGACAAACAAAAAGAAGUCGCAGAUCUAGAAGAAUGUUUGGAAAAUUUAACUCAAGUUCAACAUACCGAACUGGCUUACAAUACAUCUGAUUCUUUAUAA
Molecule: messenger RNA, 702 nt
Organism: Acaulospora colombiana
Lineage: Eukaryota; Fungi; Glomeromycota; Glomeromycetes; Diversisporales; Acaulosporaceae
Source: the annotation of a GenBank genome assembly